Aureobasidium vineae is the source of this 909-nucleotide messenger RNA. NCBI's taxonomy places the organism in Eukaryota, Fungi, Ascomycota, Dothideomycetes, Dothideales, Saccotheciaceae. The record is from the annotation of a GenBank genome assembly.
AUGCACCUCUCUAGCGUCCUCUUCGGUCUUGCCGGCCUCCUGGUCUCUGCCAGCGCCAAACCCGCAAACAACACUGUCUACAAGCACUUCGACUGCGAUGUCAACAACAGUCGCGCUAGCGAGCACUUCAACAAGACUGUGAGACUCAUGCAUUCGGGUGCCUUCAAGGCACACAGCGGCACCCAAAUCGCUGGUCUUGCUGUGCGCGAUGCCACUGCUGGCCUCAUCAUGGUUGAUGUGGCUUUCCACAUCGUCACUACGGCCGCAAAGGCAGGCUCCAUUACUCAGAAGAUGGCCGAUGACCAACUCGCCACGCUGAACAAGGCCUACAAGCCCAGCAACGUUCAGUUCAACCGCAUUGCCACCACCUUCACCGUCAACGAUGCUUGGGCUGUCGGUGCAGGCUCUGACGCGACUGCCAUGAAGACUGCUCUGCGCAACGGCACCUACAGCACUCACAAUAUCUACUUCAUGACCGACCUCACCGGCAGUAUUCUCGGCACGUGCAGUCUGCCCUCAGACAUUGGCCCCGGCACCCCUGCGCCCAGCACUUAUAUCACCGACGGCUGCAUGAUUCAAGCCAACACCAUGCCCGGCGGCAACAUCUACGGCUUCAACAUGGGCAUGACGGCCGUCCACGAGACCGGCCACUGGAUGGGUCUCCUACACACCUUUGAAGGUUACAGUUGCACCGGCAAUGGCGACUUUGUCAGCGACACCNCCAUGCAGAGCACCAGCACCGAUGGCUGCCCUGCAAAGCCUCCCAAAGACAGCUGUCCCCAGAGCCCUGGUGUCGAUGCCAUCCACAACUACAUGGACUAUUCGGACGAUUCUUGCUACACUGGUUUCACCGGUCAGCAGAAUAAGAGAAUGGCCAGCAUGUGGUCCACCUACAGACUCGGUCGCUAA